AUGGUCGUCAUUAGGGAUAGAAAGAAAACCAGUGAUGCAUGGUUUUCUAGUGCCGAUUCCGAGGAAGAGGAGGACGAUUAUGUUGGUAGCGAAAGUAGUGACGAUUUAGAAGUGAGAAAACCAAGGUCACACAAAGGUGGUCCAAUUCGUAGAUCGACACGCGCUCGUAUAUCCCGAUAUGAUCGCGAUUUUAUCAAUGAUGACAGCGAUUCGGAUGGAUCGGGGCCUAGACGAAAAAAGAAUCGAUUUGUUUGGGAUGAAUCGGAAUCUGAAGAAAGUGACCGGUCGUGGGGUAGAAGGAGACGCAAAGCGGCUACUGCUCGAUCGAGACGAAAACCUUCGGACAAAGCAAAACGGCCGAAAAAGAAAAAGAAGAAGAUCGGAGAAGACUCUGAUCCCGAAGCUUUCAAAAGUCGACCGAAUAUUAAAUUAGGAGGUGACGAUGAGGAAGUCGGACGUCGGACGAGAGGGAAAAAAAUCAAUUAUCUGGAAGCAUUAGGUUCAGACAGUGACGAUGAUGGCAGAAGGAAACCGCCUAGAAUUGAAGAGAGCGACGACGAAUAUGCCGUGCACGAAGACGAAGAACUUCAGCAGAGAUUGCAAAAUGAAAACGAUAGUGACGAAUCCGGAGUUGAAAAUGUUUUACGUGAUCUUCCAUUACCCUUAAACCCCAGGCCGAAACCAAAGGGUCGUGGAAAGGCGGGUCUGAAGAUUCCUAGAAAACCGAAGGAUCCCACCUUGGAACUUUUCCCACCAAUAAUGACAGAUUUACCUCCUACAAGUACCAUAGCUCGCACAGAAAUACCCAUACUGCAACAAACUUUAGAAUCUCAAUCGCUGAUACCUUCACAAAUCAUUCCUCCGCCAUUAAUAAUGGAUCCUAUGUUGCUACACGAGCACGAGUCUCAAGAUUUGGACGACGAACCGAAUCCCAUCGAGCAAAUUAACAAAAACGUCGAACAAAUGAACGAGCAGGAAAUGGAAAAAAUGAUGGAAGAAGAAGAGUACGCCAAUAGGCAACUUCAACUCGUCGCUUUGCAAAUAGAAAAGGAGAAGAAACGAAAAGAACGAGAAGUACAGAGGUUAGAAAAGCUAAUGCAAUUAGAGCAAAAAGUACCAAAGAAGCGUGGCCGAAAACCAAAAAACCCAACGCUCAAUGCGUCCGCAAAUCUAAUAAAGUCAUUCCCAGAUUCCGCACUGUUACUGUCUAGUAACGCCGAACUUUCGGAACCGCCCGGCAUUUCUCUUCCGAUGUUCAGCGAAUUAGCGCCGACCUCGAUGAACGCGGAUGGCAGUCCGAAAAAGCGGAGGGGUAGAGAUUCACCGUUGCACGGGAGCAAAUUGGGCAUUGCCGCGCCGCCGCAACCAUUUUCUCAAAGUCAACCCACUCCAUCUGUAAUUACCAGAAUGUUGCAGUCGCAGCCGGGUCAAAACAGUUUCCCACCUUCCAGCGUUUCUAAAUACUUCGGCGGACAUGGUAAUGAUCCACAGCUUGGCGCUUACCAUCCAGGUAAUGCGGGUCCACGCGGACCUUACCAACAACCUCCGAUACCACACUUUCCCGUGAUAAGAAGCGGUCCGCCACCGCUCAGACUUCACAGUCCGGGAGCUCCAAAUUUACCUCCCAUGUAUCAUGCGCAUCGUUCUCUGGAUCCUUCACCGUCUGGUGGUGGACCAAUAAAUGUUCCUAACACUAACAGAGAUCGACAAUCACCUUUGGUAGUGCCGCCUCCAUCGCAAAGUCCUCUCGGCAAAGGUGACCCCACUCCUCCGCCGUACACCAGACCUCCACUGGCGCAUUUCUCGCCGUCAUCCUCGAAUACACAAGGAGCACGACCGCUGCCCAUCAUACCUUCGCACUUGCAGCAGCAUCGCUCGCCUAACAUUUCUCAAUUUCACCCAACAUUGCCUCCCAAUUACCAUUAUGGAUCAUAUCCGCCCCCACCUCCACUAACUCCCGAUGAAGGUCAAUCUUCUCCGAGCUAUUCGGCACAACCUUUUCCCGAACAGUAUCCCGAAGGUGGACCUCCGAUACAAACCACCGAAUCUCCAACUGCACCGGUCACGACUACGUCUAGUGUUGUAGGUAAAACAUUCGACGAAGGAGAGGAAGGUGGAGAGUUUGUCGGAUUAGUGUCAUAUUUUUCAAGCCAACGAGAAGAUGAUUUGGAUACAUAGCAAGCGUACAGAUAAUUUCUUAUACAGCAGUUUUUUACUUUGCAGCUAACUUUCCCUUGCGGUAAUGGUGCAUAUUUAACAUUGUUAAAUAUAAUUUGCUAAACAUGUAUUAGUACUAUAUUAGAAUGAUAUUAUGACAUUAUUUUACUUUUAUCAGAAUUUUGUAUUAAUUUUUUUUAUUGUGAAAUAUAUUUAUACUGUACAGAUAUUAGACAUUGCCAUUUAUUUAAUAAAAAAAUACUGUAAAUAGUUUGUAAAUACAAGGGCGCGAUAGCAUAUGAUUUUAAAAUUUAGCAAUCUCAAACUGUUCAGCUUACCUCUAUUAUUCUCUCCGGAGUGAUUGUUUAAAUUAUUUUUUCAUUAUUUCCGGCUGGAGACAAUAAUAGAAGCAUGCACGAUGUUUACUCUUAUUAAGUGUUUCAUACAAUGUAAUAUUAAAAAUAUUUAUUGAUAAUUUUAAAUAUUGAAAUUUUUAUUUUGUGACAAAGUCUACCAAUGUGUUACAAUAUGCAUCGUAUUGCAUUACAUUUGUAACAAGUAUGGUUUAGGGGUUUUUAUUUAUAUUUUAUACCAAGAAUGUUGUACAGAUUGCAUAUAGUUAUUACAAAAGAUGUAGAAAUUGUUAUUUUUUUGGAGUUUUUAGAUUUGCGACUUCUUUUUAAUUACAUAUGUAUUAUAAAAAUGUGGAU
Molecule: messenger RNA, 2867 nt
Organism: Photinus pyralis (common eastern firefly)
Lineage: Eukaryota; Metazoa; Arthropoda; Insecta; Coleoptera; Lampyridae
Product: bromodomain-containing protein 4-like
Exons: 7
Coding region: 1-2178 (725 amino acids)
Source: RefSeq, a predicted model, not a curated record